Messenger RNA from Lolium perenne, 1919 nucleotides. RefSeq names its product protein NRT1/ PTR FAMILY 3.1-like. Gene Ontology annotation, molecular function: transmembrane transporter activity. The record is from RefSeq and is a predicted model, not a curated record. Gene Ontology annotation, biological process: transmembrane transport. Gene Ontology annotation, cellular component: membrane. Lineage: Eukaryota; Viridiplantae; Streptophyta; Magnoliopsida; Poales; Poaceae.
CUGCGACAGGUUCGCGACGGCGGGCUUCAGCGCGAACAUGAUCACGUACCUGACGCAGGAGCUGCACCUGCCGCUGGUAGACGCCUCCAACACGCUCACCAACUUCAACGGCACGUCCAGCCUCACGCCCAUCCUCGGCGCGCUCGCCGCCGACUCCUUCGCUGGCCGCUUCUGGAUCAUCAUCGCCGGCUCCGUCUUCUACCAGCUCGGCAUGCUAGGCCUCGUCGCCUCCGCCCUCGUCUCUUCCCUCCGCCCUGGUCCCUGCUCUCCUCCCGCCACUCCGUGCCGCCGCGCCAGCGGGCUGCAGCUCGCCGUGCUCUACCUCUCCCUGCUCUGCACCUCCCUUGGCUCCGGCGGUAUCCGGCCGUGCGUCGUGGUCUUCGGCGCCGACCAGUUCGACCAGCACAAGGAGCAGCAUGGUGAAGCCGAGACAGAGGCGGUGGCGGGGCGGAAGCGGCAGUACUUCAACGUCUACUUCUUCACCAUGGGGUUCGCGGUGCUGCUAGCGCUGACGGUGGUGGUGUACAUACAGGAGAACGUAGGGUGGGGGUGGGGGUUCGGGAUCCCGGCCAUCGCCAUGUUCGUGUCGAUCCUGGUGUUCGUGGUUGGAUACCCGUUAUACGUCCGGCUCAGGCCCGGGGGCAGCCCGUUCACGCGGGUGGCGCAGGUAGUGGCCGCCGCUUACAAGAAGCGGGCCGCUCCGCUGCCGGAGGACCCCGGCAUGCUGUACCAGGACAAAGAGCUCGACGCGCUCAUCUCCACCAACGGCAGCCUCCUGCACACAAACCAGCUCACGUUCUUGGACCGGGCGGCGAUCGUGACGCCGGCGGACACCGCGGGGUCGGGCAGGCUGGACCUAUGGCGUCUGUCCACGGUGCACCGCGUGGAGGAGCUCAAGUCCCUGGUCGGCAUGCUGCCCAUUUGGUCGGCCGGCAUCCUGCUCGUCACCGCGGGCUCGCACAACAACAGCUUCGCCAUCAUGCAAGCGCGCACCAUGGACCGCCACGUCACGCAGCAUUUCCAGAUCCCGCCGGCGACUACGUCGAUCUUCAACACCGUCGCAAUGCUCCUCACCCUGGUCCUCUACGAUCGCGCCUUCGUGCCUCUGGCGCGUCGCUUCACGGGCCUUCCGUCUGGGAUCACCUAUUUCCAGCGCAUGGCCGCCGGCCUCGCCAUCUCCAUCCUCGGUGUCGCCUCGGCGGCGCUCGUGGAGGCCAAGCGGCGCGGCUCCGCCGCCGAGCGCGGGCUCCUGGACACGCCGGCAACCGUGGUGCCGAUGAGCGUGUUCUGGCUGGUGCCGCAAUACGCCAUCCACGGCGUCGCCGAGGGGUUCUCGUCGGUUGCGCACAUGGAGUUCCUGUACGACCAGGCGCCGGAGAGCAUGCGCAGCACCGCCGCAGCGCUCUUCUGGCUCUCCACCUCCCUCGGCAGCUACAUGGGAACGGUGCUCGUCACGGCGGUGCAUAGGGCCACGCGGAGCAGCGGCGAGUGGCUCCAAGACAAUAUCAACAGGGGCAGGCUGGACGCCUACUACUGGCUCGUCACCUGCCUCAUGCUGCUCAACCUUGGCUACUACCUCAUUUGCUUGCGUUUCUACACCAUGAAGCCACUGGAGCUCGCCGAGGACGGUGGCCACGAAAAGGAGUUCGAGCUGUCCUAUGUCCACAAAAAUGGCGGCGGCGGCGCUGUAUAAGAUUAAGAUCAAGCAUAUAUAUAGUGGGUGGGUAUAGUAAUUACGCCAAAUGUUUUUAGUGACUAAUUAAUUAGCUGCAGAUGCGUGCACAGCUGUUGCAAUAUCCAAAUGUUCUUGGAGCUAGCUAGCAUAGUAAAGCAUCCCGUGACAAGAUCCAAUUGUGAAGAUCAUAUCGUUGGUCAUGUCGCGGAAAAGGAAGAUAUCGUGCAGCAGAAAGCAGCCCUGA